Thermochaetoides thermophila DSM 1495 is the source of this 1788-nucleotide messenger RNA. RefSeq lists its product as uncharacterized. The transcript has 5 exons. The coding region runs from base 1 to 1788 and encodes 595 amino acids. The record is from RefSeq and is a predicted model, not a curated record. NCBI's taxonomy places the organism in Eukaryota, Fungi, Ascomycota, Sordariomycetes, Sordariales, Chaetomiaceae.
AUGGUCGUGUCAACUUUUGGGCCAAAACGCCCAACUUCAGCCACCAGAUCGGCAGUACCUCGUCAGCGUCCACAGCGAUGCCAACACUCUGAAGGCUGCGGUCGAGCAGAUCCGGCGUCUUGUAACGCCCAGGAUAUCGUCGUUUGCUGCGAUGAACAUCAACAUUCAACUGGAGUCAUCCGGGCCGCUUGCGGCCCAGUAGAGGGAGCCCGCCAACACGCCAAUCCGCCGGUGCCGGUCUUCGCUGCAACUCCUGUUGUCACAGCUCUUGUCACUGCUCCUGUUAUAGCUCCCGCCGUCUUGGCACUCACGCCUUCCGCAGACGCAGCAAGCAAGCUUCUUAAUGCCCACAUCUGCGGUUCUGGUCCGGCCGGUCUGGCUCCUGCUCCAACCCACGCGACUACCCCAACCCCUGCUGCUGCUCCUGCUGCUGCCCUCUUCGUCUCGGCGUCCGCACCUGCGGCUUUUGUCCUGGCUAGUGUGACUCGGCCCUACGACCGCUCCAGCUCCACACUGUCAACAACCAGGGUGUGGGCGGUGUGGCUGAAGACAAAGAUGAAGGCUGGAGGUUUAGUGGUGUGGGCCGCCACACCGCCUCCUGGGGUCAACAUCGCUUCCAGCAUUGAUCAAGGCCGCCUGCUCACAGCGCUCAUCGAACCGUCUCCGCGACAGGUCCAUUUGCCUAUGUCGCGCAAUUCACGAGCAUGGUUGCCGGCCCUAUUGAAGCCGGUAUUGCUGGGAGCCACGCCUAGUGAUUGGUCGCUACGAUCAUUGGAUGCUUUUGAGCGUCUGGUGUUGACCCGAGUCAUGGCCUUGUUCCCAGACCUUGGAGCCUGGCUGCUCAAGCUGCGUGCCAUUCGUCGAGAAGCCCUUGCGGGGGAUCCUAUCUUCGCCAUCGAGAAGCUCAGCAGCCUGCCACAGCCCCUCCAGAGCGAUGAGGACCGAGAUGUGUUGGUCGGCGCUGUUUUGACCCUUGGCACCAGCCUGUAUGCCGCACUCGACAUGCUGCGCGACCUGUUGCCCCAAGACAAGUCGUGCGAUCGCCUGGGCGAGAUCCUGUGUCCAACGCUUGGUCAGCUACUGUCCUCCCUCCAGAGUACGCUGUCUUCGUUCGAACAGCACUCGUGCCAGAGCAAAAAGACUCCGACCGAUCGCACAGCUCCCAGCUGUUGUCGGUCUCGGAGUCCGCAAAAAGCACCGGCCCCUCUUUCUAUCGACCCUGCCCCGCACCCUAGUGGUUCCGAACCAUCCGGGUCCUCAACAUGCUCCACUUCCCGUCCGGACAGCUCCCAGGCCGAGACACACCACAGAAAGGCAAGCGGCCUGGUCCGAGCCAUCCACGCUGAAAUGCGUGUGCAGGCCGCCAUCCAUGUCGCCGUGGAAUCACUUGAGUUCGCCGAGCGUCAGCUGAAGCUUGUCAGGGACCUGCACGCCCUUAAUGGCAGCAAUAUGGAAAUUAUUCAAAAGCACUUCUACGAGGGCUAUAACCGUCUCAUAAUCCGUGCCAUGGACCUCGAGCGACGAGAGCUCGGCCCGGUGCCAGACGCUCCUGUCACCCCAUCUGGUUCAAGUUUUCUUCCACGUCCACUACUGACCGGUCUGCUCGACCAAUCCCCCUUAGAUGUGCGCUGCCGGUCUGUCUCCUUCCAGCAUCCUCUCUCUGUGCCCAGGCCAUCGACAGCUUCCGCAGUUCCACAUGCGGGCAGCGAUGCCUGGGGUGCGAAGUCAUUGAUGCGACGCAACACUGUCGAGGGCCUCAACCAAGAAGCCGAAACCGUCAGGGCCUAA